AUGAGCUGGCAUGGGGGCUUCGUGUCCUCUGGGCUAGUUGCCCUGCUUGCCAUUUUGACAUCUCGGUGCCUCUUCAAAGGGCACGGCAGCUUCGCUUCCGUCUAUGUCCCCAAGCAGCAAGGACUCUUUGGAAACACCUCUUUGCUUGAAAUCGUUGAUGCAGCUAGGGCAAAGCCCGGGCAGAAGCAAAAGUGCAGCGACGCACGACCCCGGGUGGUUGUGACUAUGUCUACGUUUGAGGGGAGACUUGGUAAUCUCAAGAUGGCACUGCAGUCGCUGGCAGUUCAAAGCUGCACCCCCGAUGCCAUUUACGUCUUCGUUUCGCAGAACCCUUUCACCAAGUCUGUGAUCAAAGGCCAGGGUGCAGGCGGUAAUGGUGGCGAUGGCGUCGUCGGAGACGAUGCGUUUUGGGAAGACAUCACAAAUAUUCACAGUAGCAUCAUUGUGAAGCAUAUCGCCGACGACUGGGGGCCGGCCACAAAGUUGCUUGCAGCUCUGCAAGUGGAAAGCGAUCCAAGCACAUGGCUGAUCACAGUGGACGAUGACACAAAGUACCAUGUGGACACAGUUCUUGCGUUAGUCCUGGCGGCGAUGAACCUCCCGUGGAAUAGCUCCCCGGCUUUCUGGUGCGAGGAGGCUUGGGCUGACGGUUACCGAAGUCUGAAGAAGAGGACUAUGAGUCGGGGUGAGGAGGGCACCGUGCAUGGAUGGUGUGGAGGCUUUGCUGGCGUUCUCUUCAAAAGGUUUAUGCUCGGUGACCAUGUCUUCAACUUCAGCCAGGCCCCCAUCGGAUGCCGAUCUCAUGAUGAUGUUUGGUGGGGUGGCCAUCUGCUCAGUGCAGGAAACACUCCCUACUUGAUAGAUCCAGGAUUCUUCUCUGUUGAGUGGUCUCCAACCUCAUCCUCCGAGAGGCAGGCAUUAAGCGUUCAUGUCCUGGACGGCAUGGCUAGAACCUCUGGGAGCGAUCUUCAAAGUCAGUGCGCGUCUUGGUUUGCAGCCCUUCGAGGCGUCCAUCUGGAUUCCUUUGACGACAAUGACGUCUUCAGACAUCCUGAGGCCACCUCUCAGAACGCCCAAGACCUAUCCAUCCUGAAGCAGUUCUUCUCCAGUGCGAAGGGCAUGCGACCAAGCGGAACAUUUGUGGAAUUCGGUGCGCUGGAUGGAAUUGCUCACUCCAAUACCAACUUCUUCGAAGCUGCCUUAGGUUGGUCUGGGGCGCUUGCGGAGCCGUCUCACUACGCCAAUGACCUGAACAAGAACCGACCACGCAGUUUCGCGCUGCAUGGAGCGAUCUGCGGAAAGUCGGGCCUGAGAAAUUUCGUAGACGCAGAUUGGCCCGGCGUCUCCGGCUUUGAGGAUGUACUCGACCCAGGAUUCCUUGAGGACAUGAAGCAAGGCCGUUUAUGGUUCAACUUCACCAUCCAUCAGCUCAAGUGCCACACCCUCCAAGAGUUGCUUGACUUAGCAAAGCUGCGGCAUGUUGACUACAUGUCCGUGGAUACGGAGGGCAGCGAGCUAGAGAUUCUCGACGCCUUCCCCUUCGACCAGUACCAGAUCGACACGAUCCAAGUAGAGUCGAAAUGGAACGAUUGCGUUGUCAUACGAGAUGGAUGGUCGCGUGCCGACGUUUGGAAGUAUUGGUGUUACACGCAAGAAGGUCCACAGAAGCUUAUCCAGCUCAUGACCUCGAAAGGCUACUCGUUGGCAGGGACACAUGUUGUCAGCUUGGGCGAUGGACUCAUCCGAACCAGUAUGCACCAUCUCUGGCGCCCAGUGCACAUAGCAGGAGAAAUUACUGUUGAUCUCUUUUUCCGGCUAGGCUGA
Messenger RNA from Symbiodinium sp. CCMP2592, 1824 nucleotides. The record is from the annotation of a GenBank genome assembly. NCBI's taxonomy places the organism in Eukaryota, Dinophyceae, Suessiales, Symbiodiniaceae.